GUACCUCCUCUCCGUAAAGGGGGUAUGCCUCCUCAAGCGCCUUGGAGUUGCCUGCAUUCCCCUCACUAUCAAUUGUCUGAUUCACCAUGAAGGGCUCCGAGUCAGCAUGGAAUGUACUUCGCCCAGACAGAGAACCAGCUAGGGGCGACGAGGACCUGCCAGCAUACACCGAAACCAGUCCCAAAUCAGUGACACCGAUGGGAAGCAAGUCGGCUAGGAAGUCUUCUGACGACAGGCUAUCCCCUGCCAAUGCUUCGCCUUCAACCAACCCCUGGGCCCCUUUGGAUCCUCGCCGUGUGCGGCGUUCGUCACUUGCUCAACGCCCACAGAGCUCCAACAUCGACGAAUCCUUUCUAAACAUGUCUAUUGAACCACCCAAAGAGACGAUUGUAUAUUCGUACACUCUGUACAACGCAUCGGUGCAGGCGGAAACAUUCAUCAUGAUAGACCCUGACCCCAAGCGACAACACCAUUACACAUUCUCGCUCUCGAUCAAGGCCGGACUCGUCGAGCGCGCACUCUGCGAGCCUGUCUCCGUUCGCUUGACUAUCGAUCCACGUCAGCUCCAGUUCUCCGUUUUUAUGUUUCCUCCACGCACAAGUCUCCCCCCAGGCUGUCUCUGGUCCCUCCGCGUCUGGCUUCAAACAGGCGAUGUCUCGCACCAACUCUUCGCCGAGAAUGAACUCUGGCUUGCGCGAGACCCCGACUUCCGCUUGCUCGGCGACGCCUCCUUCGCUGUUCUGCGCAACUCAGAUUCUGACAAAACCAUAUACAACGCGAUGGUUGGGAACGCACGCGUGUGGUUCGUCGUGGGCUGGCGAGAGCUAGAAAAGGGCGUGUAUGCGUGCUCGCUCGAGUAUGAGGCAGCGGGCGCGGGGAGACCGCUAUUUGAAGAUCUGAGGCUGAGGCUGGACUGCGAGCCGAAGGAGGUGUCGUUUAUGAUCUACUCGAUACCUAUCUCCUCCACGCCGUCAGGAGCCUCACACCGCCUGCGGGUAUGGCUCCGUUCGCCAUAUAGAGGCCCUUCUCCGUCCACAUCCCCAUCGGCCUCGUCGAGCCGCGAGUCGUACGUGUAUCAGCGUAUCUGGAAAUCGGACCGCUUUCGGCUAGGCGCAUAUCUCAACUUCGAGGCGCUCGGGAGCAAGCUCGUCAUGGGAGUCUCGAGCGAGCCGCCUCGCAUGGAGGCUGGACACAUGUCAUUGAUCACGCGCCAAAGUGGUGAUCGCAUGCAGAGGGAUUCAAAUACACCGGAGCUCGACUCGGAGGAUUGAUGGAAGGCGAUUAUCAUAGAGAAUGUGAUCUUAGGUGAUACAACUAUUUAUUAAAAUUGCAUUCGAUGCUCUGCACAUAUGGGUCAACGAUGGCAGAUGUUUCAUCCAUUUGUCGUAGGGAAGGACCUUUCAUUCGUCGAUCUUUGUGGAGUUACGGCGCACCAUUUUCUUUAUGGCCCACCCAUUCAGACUAUCUGGAAACAACGGCAUCUUUGGCCCCUCUACCAAAUGCUCCUUCUCAUGCGUCAGAAUGACUACCACCCCGGGCUCCUCGCUCAUCCGCGUCAGCCGCCCAACCGUUUCCUGCGCGGCCCCUAAAUCGACAUAGAUGAUCUUGGGUAGCUUUCGCGUGGUACCUUGGUCCUCAUUGGCACUGCGAAGGUAACAUUGCCGAUCAUGGCACGCAUCCCCAGCGAGGAGAACGAAGGAGCCAUCGGGACCAACGCGCGCAAGCGCAGCGAGGUGUCCAGCCAUGUGGCCGGGCGCGUCGAUCAGGUAGAACGAGCCGUCGUCAUAGAGGUCUAUAGCGCGUUCGAACGCGCCAAGUGGGAGGACACGUCUAUCUAGCACAGACGUGUUCUCGUUGGUGCUUGUAGUUGAGAUCUGGCCUCCUGAAUGAAAGUUGACGUAGACCAGCUUGCGAUCCUGAGGGAACGGAUGAAGUUUUCCCUCCGAGGAUGCACUCGCAACCACGUCAUAAGAGUCAGCCCCGAGAACAAUCUUCGCGUUUGUGAAUGGGCGUACGUCGCCGACGUGAUCCCAGUGGAGAUGACUAUACACAAUCCUCUGAAUCUUCUUCGGGUCGACGCCGACCAUCCCUCUACUCAGCUGCUCAAAGACAUCCCCGACACACUCCGUCUUUGACUCGUCAGCGUUUCGCUGCACUUGAGCCGGAUAGCCCGCGUUGUCCUAC
Coniophora puteana RWD-64-598 SS2 is the source of this 2184-nucleotide messenger RNA. RefSeq lists its product as uncharacterized. The record is from RefSeq and is a predicted model, not a curated record. Lineage: Eukaryota; Fungi; Basidiomycota; Agaricomycetes; Boletales; Coniophoraceae. The transcript has 7 exons. The coding region runs from base 87 to 1271 and encodes 394 amino acids.